AUGCAGUUGAAAAGACGGGAAGUGGGCCCUGAUGGAAAGAAAGUCAAGCCCGUGGGAUUCAUUCGAACGGGUAUUCGCAUUGUUCAGAAAGAAACGCCGCUCGGUCUUUAUAAGGGACUUGGAGCUGUUAUUGCUGGAAUCACGCCGAAGAUGGCCAUUCGAUUUUCGACGUAUGAGUAUUUAAAGGAGAAAUUGACACCCGUUGAUAAACCCAUUUCCACGCUGAACACGUUUGUAGCAGGUGUGGGUGCCGGUCUGACUGAAGCUGUACUGAUUGUGAAUCCUACUGAGGUUGUUAAGAUCCGACUCCAAGCCCAAGCACAUUCGCUUGUCGACCCAGUGACAGGACCUAAAUACAGAAAUGCUGCCCACUGUGUAUAUACAGUGAUUCGCGAGGAAGGAAUCGGUGCUAUGUAUAGAGGAGUGGUGCUAACAGCAGCACGACAGGCCAGUAACCAAGGUGUUAACUUCACAGUCUACUCUGGACUCAAAGCCAAACUUCAAGAAUUACAGCCAGAAUACCAGAUGCUGCCAUCAUGGCAAACAUCCAUUAUCGGACUGAUUUCCGGUGCUUUAGGACCACUUUCCAACGCACCUCUCGAUACAAUCAAGACCCGAAUGCAAAGAGAAGGCGGCCAUUCCACCGAAAGCGGACUGGCCAGAUUCACCCGAAUUGCUAAACAACUCAUCCAACAAGAAGGAACUGCUGCUCUGUACCGCGGUAUCACACCCCGUAUCAUGAGAGUGGCACCUGGCCAGGCCGUUACCUUCACCAUCUACGAAAUGGCCCGCGGCCAGCUCAACAAAAUCCCCAUCUUCAACCAGACUCCCGCGUGA
Messenger RNA from Sugiyamaella lignohabitans, 837 nucleotides. RefSeq names its product Sfc1p (gene SFC1). The coding region runs from base 1 to 837 and encodes 278 amino acids. The transcript has a single exon. NCBI's taxonomy places the organism in Eukaryota, Fungi, Ascomycota, Dipodascomycetes, Dipodascales, Trichomonascaceae. Gene Ontology annotation, biological process: transmembrane transport; fumarate transport; succinate transport. The record is from RefSeq and is a predicted model, not a curated record.